Lineus longissimus is the source of this 5202-nucleotide messenger RNA. RefSeq names its product nuclear protein MDM1-like. Lineage: Eukaryota; Metazoa; Nemertea; Pilidiophora; Heteronemertea; Lineidae. The record is from RefSeq and is a predicted model, not a curated record. Gene Ontology annotation, molecular function: microtubule binding. The transcript has 14 exons. Bases 96 to 2615 code for a protein of 839 amino acids. Gene Ontology annotation, biological process: negative regulation of centriole replication.
GCUGUAGUGAAGGACGCAUUCAAAACUGAUAUUUGCGAAAAACAAACACAAAAUCACCUCUUCCUCUGAUCGUCUGAUUUUACUGCACAUAAAGCAUGCCUGUUCCGUUUAAGGGCGAAUCGGAAUACGAUGCCAAAUUCAGAUGGCUCGAUUCAGUGAAGAGUGCCACCUGCCAUUUGGCACCAGAACAAGAGGCGCCUAGAGCAGGCCUCGGUUCUGCAAACCUAGGUAGGCCCAAGUCUGCUAGUCUUCCUAUUGAGCCCCCGAUCCAACGGAAGAAGAAACCGUUCGACAUUGAACCCACGGAGACUACCAAGUUCACAGCCGGUGCAGAUGAUGCGGAUAGUUACGUUCUGUUGGGCGAUCAGUCCAAGUUUGGUCAAAGCGUACGAUACAGAAGUCUUAAGAAUAAGUCCCCUUCAAGGAAAACUUACAAGGUCUUCAAGCAUGAUCGCUCCCCAUCAGCAGAGGUUCGACGUCCAGUUUCUCCCCCACGAAAACCCGAAUCCGAUCCCGGGUCUCCACCACCUGCUCCAAGGCCGGAUGGACCACGACAGUCGAGGCCUCGACCCGAACCAUCAAAGCGGUCAAAAUCCUCUCCACCACCGGAGAGGAGGCGUUCCCCAUCUCCACCGGUACCAAAGCGGUCCAAGUCACCACCUCCUGCAGAACCGGCGAGGAUGAAUGCUUUUGUGCAAACCAACAUGACAAAGGGAAGAGCAGACUCUGGAAUGGAAGCAACUGCUGAUUAUGGAAUGAAGUACAGAGCGGGCGUUGCCCCCAAAAGACCCGAGGGGCCCAAGCGAGUGUCUGAAUACAAGAAGGCAUUUGAGUGGAGAGACCCAGUCCAAGUUGCCCCUCUAUUGGCAGCGGAGCAGUUAGUUUACAAAAGUGACUCGUCUCUUGGGCCAUACAAGUCAAACGUGCAGAGGAAAUCCGAAUAUGAAUCUGAAUUCAAGAAAUUUGCUCCACGGCCUGCUGAGCCCUCUUUCAGCCCGAAGAAAGGUGAAGGAGUUGGCGCCAAGAAGGAUGAAGGGCCGUCUCCAAAUAAGAAGACAAAGGUCACUGAGGUCGUGAAGAAACCGGCUAAGAAACGCCACCCAACUGAAGAGGACAAAAAGGAUUUGAAGGAAGCUGUCAACCCCCAGAAACCCUUCAUGCCCCAUGGCAAACACAGACGCACAAAAUCAGAGUAUGCUUCCAACUUCCAAGCACCUGCAGCAUAUUCCUACAAUGAGGGAGCAUGGAAGGGGGCAUAUCCAGCACAUAUCUUCCCACAGAAAGAGACAGCUGAGCCUACUUCAGCUGAUUCCUCAAGCAGUUGGUUCCAGGAGGUCUUGGAGUUGCGUCGUCGGGCCCUAGAGUACAGAAAGCGGGCGUACGGCACCCAUUUCUCACGCUCGCAUGUUGGCCAGCUGAUGGCGAAGAAUGCGGACAUGUGGGAUACGGCUAGCGAGAGCACGAGGACAGUUACCGCCAUGUCUUUGGAAACUGGAUCACAGGUUUCAAGCCGUAAAGGUCCCCAUAGAGGAGAUGCCCAGAGAGAUCAGGAAUUACAAGACGUAAAGAAAAAACUCGCUUGGACACAGACUAAACAGAGAAGAGACCAGUCCCCACCAUCAGUGAGUCAGCAAGGGUCUGUGACAGGGUCUGCUAGUAAUGGAUCGUCUAUCAUCACUCGUGAUAGUCAAGUGGCACAUGCAUCAGACUCUGAUACUUUAGUUGACGAAGAAAUCGGGCGUAUUCCGACUCCAAGGCUACGGCAAGAAGUCAGAUCAGCGAGGCGGCACCAUUUAGACAUAACAACUCCGUCAGUUGGGGGUGCCCUACUGGUGUCUCCACCCCCUGUUGCCCGGCAACAGAAUUAUGAGAGUCCUAAUGUUAGCCUACGGGAGGAACCGAGCAAGCAUAGUUCGGGCCGAUCACCGCCUGAAGAAUGCCAAGAUGAAUCUGAUGAUGAUGAUGAUGAUGACCGCACCCCAACGCCACCGCCAAGAAGAGUUGCACCUAAACAGCGUGACAUCUCAUCCCAGACCAGGGUCGUCAGGCCGAGGAAGACGGUGUCCGCACCGGUGAUCCCCAGACCUGAAUCGCACUGUAGCUGCGGGGCAGAUGAUGAACCCCCAAUCCACUCAAAGAAAACUUAUAAGAAGUCGUACAAGGUCUCUCCCCGAUCAGUGCCGUCUCCAACAUUUGGCAAGCCCACCGAUGACAACUGCCCCCUGGUGGAUGAAGAGGCAUCAACAGACCGCCCACUCGAGACAGAAUUCAUCAAAUCUUUGCCUUUUGGAUCAGCAAAUACCAAAACCAAACGUUCGUCUACUGCUCAACAAAAACGGGCAUCACGGAUGUCUAAUGUUGCCAUCCCUUCAACUAUCAAAGAAGGGUUUGGGGAAACAUACGGACGGGGGUCCCGCAGGAAAGAAAUGCCAUGGGACAUGUUUGGUAACAAACCCGACAUGCUCCCUCGAGAAGAUGAUGAUGAUGAUGAUGUCUUAUCUACCUCAAUGCGCUCCAUCGCAUCGAGCUGCUCCCUCGCUUCCGAGACAUUGCAACGUGCGGCGAAGAAUCGCGAUGAUUUCUGGGGUGGCCGAAAAGGUGCAACCGUUCGAUAAAGAUCUGUACCAGACUAUCUUGAUAUUGGAGUCGUUUUAUUCGAGCAUUUUGUGACCCAAUUACUGAACUUUCUAAUCAAUUUAACCUAUUAUCUGCGUAAGACGCCAUAUGACGACCUGGCCUAAAGACCGUGCAUUGCGCAAGACGUCAUAUGGCGUUCUAUGUUUGUGACUCGCCUCGGCCCAGGCAACACUCAGAAACUUGAUGGUGAAUCCCCUUAGAUUGUCAGCACAGUAGUUUAGUUUCAGAACACUACGGGCCGCCACUGGCACCACUUUUUGAGCUGAAUCAUGGCUACAGCAUGCAAGACGAAGCGGCCGUUAGAUGAGGAUGUGCAUGUGUAAUCUAAUUAAUUACACAAUAGGACGCGGUUAGCAAAUAAAAAAUUACGCGGUUAACAGGUUAAUGGUCACAAAUUUUAACAAGAGAGUAAUGCUAUUAGAAGGAUUCUGAUUUUAAUCAAAUAACAAUACACAAACUUUUAUCAAAUUGUCUCCAAAUUCAGCUGAUAUUUGGUAUUUUCAAACCAAAUGACAAAAGGCUGGAAGUUUUAUCUUUCGAGUUGCAUUCCAAGGUAGUAUUUGUGCCUUUGUGUGAAUAUGUUCAGGGGCUACCUUUUCCUCCUCUUGGAAGACUAAAAACGUUUUCUUGAAAUAAAGGGGAUUUUAGGCAUGAUUAAAUUUUAAUGUCAGAAAUCCUCUGAACGAGAUGUUAUUGAGACCAGUCUUAUAAACUUCGAUGUAACAAUUGAUGCUCUUGUAGAAGUGCACUGCAUUUUAUGCAAAUUGCGAUACUGCUGUUUGUCUGAAUAGUUGAAAUGAAUGCAGCAUUUCAUUGGCUGGGGAGAAAGGACACUCCUUGAAAAUGCGGUGAGGAAGUGUGGCAACUUUUAACGCAUGUGUGGGGCCUGUCGAACACCAUCAUGUAAAUAGCUUAUUGGUAUUUUUGGUUUAUGUUGAUUUGUAUGCGGGCAUACAAAUAAUGAUAAGUUUACAAUUUUGUUUUAUUAUGAAACAUUGCUGGUGCAAAUUAUAUUAUUUCAAUCACUUGUGCAAAGAUUCUAAUUUGGUUUUGUAACUUUUCUUGGUUGGUACUGUACACUCAUGUCGUUUAAAAGCUAUCAGGCUAACAAUUGAGCUUAUCUCAACUGUUGAUAAGAGCAUACGAAUUAGCAGGGCUUUCCAAUUCCUAUAAGCAGGUUGUUGGGGUGACUGGCGGAACCCGGGGGGACCAGAAAACUGACAGACUGGUGGGGUAAGCAGCCUGUAUCAAAAAAAAUUUCAAUAAUUUCAUACUUUUUUUUCAAAAUUUUUUCGGGUUUUUUUACUCCCAAUAACAUUUUAAACACCAAACACAUGGCAAUGAGUAUAAACAAGUCUAUUUUAACCUUAAAUUCUUCCUUAUUGGGGCUUUUAAAUAAUGCAUACAGUUUAUCCCAAAAAGUGAGUUAGGGGUAGUGGUGCGUUUUUCACGGCAUUCUCUCUCCAUCGGAGACCAUCAGCGACGACCUGCUUUGAGGAGAAUUUGGAAAGCCCUGAGUUAGGAACUAUGCACUUGCGCUGGUUAUAGCCACGGCCCUUAUUUUAUGACUAGUUAAGCACUAGCUACGUAGUUUUAUGUAUUCUUUUAGCUAUAGCCUGCCAGUUAUGUGUCGUCAAUAUUAUUACAAUCCUGUCACAACUUAGAUAGAGUAAGAUACACUGAAAACAUCAAAUGGCAAAAUAGGUAUUCAUGGUUAGUGCAGAGAACAUUAGUUUUAAUAGAGCCUACAUAUCAUCAAUGUUGUCAAAAGCUCACAAUAACACAUGAGAAAACUCCUGCAUUCAGGAUUCAUCAUAUCAUACACAUAUGUAAUGUAGGCCUACAUAUUACGGACUGAGUGAAUUUUGAAUUCUAAACAUCUUGGUGCACUCGGUUUGGGAUGACCCGUUGCGUAAGUCAACCAAUAUAUAUUUUUGAGUCAAUAACGUAGAUUUUUAAUUAAAGGGUAAUAUAGUUUAUGAUUGCUAGUAGUUGACAUUAUAAAUUAAUCCAUGAAGUGGGUCAAGUUGUGAAAGUCUAUUUAGUUCAGUGUUUGUACCCUUUUGUAGUGUGAGUGCGAGUUAUAAUUUUUAAAAGGCCUAUAGAGACUUAGUAAGUUAGUUAGGAAAAGUUUUAAAUUAUUUUGAUUUUCAACAUGAUUGCUUUCUUUUAUCAGGCAUUUGGUGAUUCUCUAAGAGCAGUGUACGGAAGAAAAACUGAUUAUUUUUUUAAGAGUAGAUAUUUUUUGUUGCUUUGCAUUGUAUGCCUGAGAAAGGUCAAGUGCCUUGUCGUUGUGUAACAUUUGUGAUGAAAGGUAAAGUAAGGUGGUACAAUUAUAGCCCGAGUAUAAUUAUAGCCUCAGUGUGUGAUAAUGUGUAAUACCAUGUGUUUUCUACACUAGGGCCUAUAAUUGUACCACACUACCUUACAUACUGUCUUUUAUAAUGAAAAUAUCCCUAUGACCUGUGUGUUUGAGGAAAUAUUGCUUGUAAUGUAGAUUUUAGUUUUGAUACACAAGAAAAUGUAGUUAUUUUAUAAAGAAGAUAGAUUAGAAAAAUUAAAAUU